Molecule: messenger RNA, 1238 nt
Organism: Apis florea (little honeybee)
Lineage: Eukaryota; Metazoa; Arthropoda; Insecta; Hymenoptera; Apidae
Product: dynein axonemal assembly factor 19
Biological process (GO): determination of left/right symmetry; epithelial cilium movement involved in extracellular fluid movement; inner dynein arm assembly
Cellular component (GO): outer dynein arm
Source: RefSeq, a predicted model, not a curated record
AAAUGAGCAAAUUAAGAUUGCCCAUAGAUUAUAAAAAUAUGCAAUUAGAACUCUUAGAGGCUCUUAAAGAAGAUGAAUUAUACAAAUUACAAAAUGAUGCUAAAAUUAGAGCAGUGGAACAAAAUGUACCUACAUAUGAGGAUUUCAGACAAAUGGUAAAUGCUGCUCAUUUAAAACCUUUGAAACACUCCGACAUUAAAUAUGAGGUAAACAAAAUUUGGAAUCCUACUUGUAAUUAUAAUAAUUCAAAUAUGAUGCCAUUUAAUCCAGAAGAAGAUCAGUCUAAAGAUUGUCUGAAAUCAAAAGAGAAUAAAAAUACUUUUAAAAAUGAAAUACCCAUUACAUAUGAUCAAUUUAUACAAUUUUGGAAAUCGAUUAAAGAAUAUAAAGAAAAAUUUAAUUAUCUUAAAAUUUUAAGACAUAACUUACGGGAGAAAAUUUUUUACACAGAAAUUCCUCCAGCAUUAUUUGUCGAACUAAUAGACAUAUGUUUACAAAAUGUUUCGAAUGUAAAUAAUAUCGAGUUCAUUGUUGAUAUUUUAUGCAUUUUGAGUAAAUGUAAUAGAUUUUACUUGACAAUGAAUUUUAUGAAACAAAACGAAAAAGAAAUGUGUAAACAACUUUUUCACGAUUUACUUAAAAAUGGAGAAUAUCAAAAUGAAACAUUUAAGGAUACAAUAAAAAAAUUAGCGUUACAUUAUGAAGUCACACUUGAAUAAUAAAUAUUAUAAUGAUUAAUAAAAUCUAUAAAAUAAAAUAUAGAAUAUUAUGUAGAAUAUAGAAAAAAGCAAAAUUUAAAUUUAUAAUUUUAGAUUUGAAAAACAUAAAAUUUCAAAUCAUGCAAGCAUGCGUCCAAAGAAGCAUGUCAAACGAAUCACGUGAUUAUUGAGUACUUAACAUGGCCGCACCCAUUGUAAAAGUUCGAGGUAUCGCGUUGAUUAAUGAUUAGUUUAAGAAUAAACUGAAAUUCCGUCAAAUUUGAAUUUACUCUUGUUUUAAAUUAAAAUGAUUCGAAAGUUUAAUACACAAUGGUAUUGUUUGAAAAAUUUUUCGCGAUGUAUACAUGUACGUACGUGGAAAGAACAUUGGGCAUAUAUGCACGUAUAUCGCAUGUAUGCUCGUAUUUCGUAAAUAAACAAGAUCAGUAAAUCAAUCGAUAAAAUGUCAAUUGAUAGUGUUAUUUUAAAUAUUGUUAUUGAAAAAUUAAAAAAUAAAUGUAAAUGUUAAUUAUCAAAAAU